CAGUGUCGCUCUACUCGCCGGGAAGGCGGCGCCGGCGGCGGCUGCUCACGCUGUGCCCACUCCCGGGCGCUGCGCUCCCGUCGCGGGUGGAUCCUUAAACCCUAGCCGGUCGCGGCCCCUGCCGAGAGGUGUCCUCUGCAUCCCAUCUUCCCAGUGCGGGAUAGCCCCAGCUCGUGCGACCCUUCUUUGGGGGUGUUCCCACGCGCGGCUAUCAAGCAGAAGGCACACAACUUUGCCACCUUGAGGGUCGCCCUCGCUCAGCGCGAGCCCGCUUGCUCAGCUACACGCACAACUGGACACUCCGUGCUCCAGGCGGCGGAGCUGGUCCCCAGCCUGGAGCUCUGCGAGCAGAGGAGAGCUCUGGAGAAGUGGCGGAGAGCAGUGGCGGCUGCUGCCUCGACUUCCCUCGCAGCGCGCUGAAGAGGACCCUUGAAGCCUCUCCAGCCCCAGGCACUGGAUGACUGGCAGGAGGCACGCUCCCCGCAUCUGGGCUGGUGUGUGAAAAGUUGGCUUGGGUGCCCAUGUGACUGUGCCGUUCGGUGUGAUUCAUGACGGAAGGAACACAGCUCUCCCUUCUCUCUCCUCGGUACGUUUUACACAUGAGGAGAAGGUGAGCUUCGUAGAAGACACGUUCCCAGAGUCAGAGAUCCCUUGCCCACCAUGAAGGGAGCCUGCAUCCUUGCAUGGCUGUUCUCAAGCCUGGGAUUGUGGAGAUUUGCUUACCCUGAGACCCAGGAUCCAACCCAGUGCCAGAGGGCUGAGCAUCCUGUCGUAUCCUACAAAGAAAUUGGCCCCUGGUUACGGGAGUUCAGAGCAGAGAAUGCUGUGGAUUUCUCGCGGUUAACAUUUGACCCGGGACAGAAAGAACUCAUCGUAGGAGCAAGAAACUAUCUCUUCAGAUUACAGCUUGAGGAUCUGUCUCUCAUCCAGGCUGUGGAGUGGGAGUGUGAUGAAGCUACCAAGAAGGCCUGUUACAGCAAGGGCAAAUCGAAGGAGGAAUGUCAGAACUAUAUCAGAGUGCUCUUAGUGGGCGGGGACCGGCUAUUCACCUGCGGGACCAAUGCUUUCACACCUGUCUGUACCAUCCGCUCGUUAAGUAACCUGACUGAGAUCCAUGAUCAGAUCAGUGGCAUGGCCCGCUGUCCCUACAGCCCCCAGCACAAUUCUACAGCUCUGCUCACAGCAAGUGGGGAGCUCUAUGCUGCCACGGCCAUGGACUUCCCAGGGCGAGAUCCAGCCAUUUACCGAAGUCUGGGCACUUUACCUCCUCUUCGAACUGCACAGUACAACUCCAAAUGGCUGAACGAGCCAAACUUUGUGUCUUCCUAUGACAUUGGCAAUUUCACCUACUUCUUCUUCCGAGAAAAUGCUGUGGAGCACGACUGUGGGAAGACUGUGUUCUCCAGGGCUGCCCGGGUCUGCAAGAACGACAUUGGGGGGCGAUUUCUCCUGGAAGACACCUGGACCACCUUCAUGAAGGCUCGCCUCAACUGCUCCCGGCCCGGUGAGGUGCCCUUCUACUACAAUGAGCUGCAGGGCACCUUCUUCCUACCAGAGCUGGACCUGAUCUAUGGCAUCUUCACCACCAACGUGAACAGCAUUGCGGCCUCUGCUGUGUGUGUCUUCAACCUGAGUGCUAUCUCACAGGCCUUCAAUGGACCUUUCAAGUACCAAGAGAACUCUCGCUCAGCCUGGCUGCCUUAUCCCAAUCCCAACCCCAAUUUUCAGUGUGGCACCGUGGACCAGGGCCUGUAUGUAAACCUGACAGAAAGAAACCUACAGGACGCUCAGAAGUUCAUUCUGAUGCAUGAGGUGGUACAGCCAGUGACCACGGUGCCCUCCUUCAUGGAGGACAACAGCCGCUUCUCCCAUGUGGCCGUCGACGUGGUGCAGGGCAGGGACACACUCGUCCACAUCAUCUAUCUGGCCACAGAUUAUGGCACCAUUAAGAAAGUGCGGGCUCCCCUGAGUCAGACCUCGGGCAGCUGUUUGCUGGAAGAAAUUGAGCUUUUCCCAGAGAGGAGGAGGGAGCCCAUCAGGAGCCUGCAGAUCCUCCAUAGCCAGAGUGUCCUGUUCGUGGGGCUGCAGGAGCAUGUGGCCAAGAUCCCCCUGAAGAGGUGCCACUUCCACCAGACACGCAGUGCCUGCAUUGGCGCCCAGGACCCUUACUGUGGCUGGGAUGUGGUAAUGAAGAAGUGUACAAGCCUGGAGGAGAGUCUGAGCAUGACACAGUGGGAGCAGAGCAUCUCCACCUGUCCGACCAGAAAUCUCACUGUGGAUGGGAGCUUUGGCCCUUGGUCUCCUUGGACACCCUGUACACACACGGAUGGCCCUGCUGUGGGAUCCUGCCUCUGCCGGUCCCGCUCCUGUGACAGCCCAGCUCCACAGUGUGGUGGAUGGCAGUGCGAGGGACCCAGAAUGGAGAUCGCCAACUGUUCCAGGAAUGGAGGCUGGACUCCCUGGACCUCCUGGUCGCCCUGCAGUACCACCUGUGGCAUUGGCUUCCAGGUGCGGCAACGCUCCUGCAGCAACCCCACCCCCAGGCAUGGAGGCCGUGUGUGUGUGGGUCAAAACCGGGAGGAAAGAUACUGCAAUGAGCAUUUGCUCUGCCCACCACACGUGUUCUGGACAGGCUGGGGACCAUGGGAACGGUGCACGGCCCAGUGCGGGGGUGGCAUUCAAGCCCGCCGUAGGACCUGUGAAAAUGGGCCUGACUGUGCAGGAUGUAAUGUGGAGUACCAGCCUUGUAACACCAAUGCAUGCCCAGAGUUGAAGAAGACCACACCGUGGACCCCAUGGACACCUGUCAACAUCUCGGACAAUGGUGGUCACUAUGAGCAGCGGUUCAGAUACACCUGUAAAGCUCGCCUACCAGACCCAAACUUGCUGGAAGUGGGGAGGCAGAGGAUUGAGAUGCGGUACUGUUCUAGUGAUGGGACCAGCGGCUGCUCCACGGAUGGACUUUCUGCAGACUUUCUACGAGCAGGCAGAUACUCUGCCCAUACCGUCAACGGGGCAUGGUCAGCCUGGACUUCCUGGUCACAGUGCAGCCGAGACUGCAGCAGGGGCAUUCGGAACCGGAAGCGUGUUUGCAACAACCCAGAACCCAAGUAUGGGGGCAUGCCAUGCCUUGGCCCAUCCCUGGAGUUCCAGGAAUGCAACAUUUUACCUUGCCCAGUGGAUGGCAUGUGGUCUUGUUGGUCAUCCUGGUCAAAAUGCUCAGCAACCUGCGGGGGCGGACACUACAUGAGGACCCGCUCGUGUACGAAUCCAGCCCCAGCCUAUGGAGGAGACAUCUGCCUGGGACUGCACACGGAGGAGGCAGUCUGCAACACACAGACCUGUCCAGAGAGUUGGUCAGAGUGGUCCGAUUGGUCCGUGUGUGAUGCCUCUGGCAUCCAGGUCCGUGCCCGGCAGUGUAUUCUUCUGUUUCCUGUGGGCAGCCAGUGUUCCGGAAAUACCACAGAGAGUCGGCCAUGUGUCUUUGACUCUAAUUUCAUCCCAGAAGUGUCUGUAGCAAGAUCCAGCAGCGUAGAAGAGAAAAGAUGUGGAGAGUUCAACAUGUUCCACAUGAUGGCCGUGGGGCUCAGCAGUUCCAUCCUCGGCUGCCUCCUUACCCUGCUUGUCUACACCUACUGCCAGCGGUACCAGCAGCAGUCCCAUGAUGCAACUGUCAUCCACCCUGUCUCUCCUGCCGCUCUCAACAGCAGCAUAACUAACCACAUCAACAAACUGGACAAAUAUGACUCAGUGGAGGCCAUCAAGGCAUUUAACAAAAACAACUUGAUCCUAGAGGAGAGAAACAAAUACUUCAACCCACAUCUCACUGGGAAGACCUAUUCCAACGCCUACUUUACAGAUCUCAACAAUUAUGAUGAAUACUAGCCGCUCUUCUAUUUCUGGUUCCUUAUAAGCUCUCUGCUCCUCGAAGCCGUGCUCCAUGACUACCCCUAUUUCUGAGGCUUCGAAGAUGAUGUGUGGAUUCAUUGCAAGUGCAUUUCAAGCCAGGACUUUCCCAUUGCUACAAAAACAAAACCAUACACCCAUAAACACCUAAAUGUGGUGUUGUGACAAUCUGGUCUGUAGCAAACAUUUGAUUGUUGCUCAGUGAGCCAUGGUGUGAAGUUUUGUAUUGUGUCCAACAAAAACUCUAACUGGUCUAUUGUUUCAUGAGUUUUAUUUCAUAAAUGUGCCAACCACGUUAGAUAGGUGUCUUCAGAAACAUUACAUCUUUUGAGUGUAGAGCUUCAUGAUGUUUUAAUUUAAAAAACAAAGAAGCAAAACCAGGCACUUUAUCUGAGAGAUCCCUUUCCCCCACAGGUCUAUAGUAAUUCAAAGAAUGAAGAUAUGACUAUGACCAACUCCCCAAACGCUGUUCUUGGACAGAGCUUGUUUGCACUUGGGGUGAUUCCUUCCCACCUGCCCUGGACCUGUAGUCAUGGUCCACCAAGGCCCUUUACUGUGCCCUGGGAUAGUGAUUGUCAUCAUCGUGUGGUGAACACAUGAAACAGAGAACAGACAGUGAGACACACAGCAGUGUUCUGCAGCUUGCAGUGAAACUAGCCUUACUCUGACUUUCGGACUCCAUGGCAUUCCGGGGAGCUCCUUGCCAUGCUGUGGGCCUGAAGGCCACCUGCCUGGGCAGUGGGAAUAUGCUGAAGAGCCAAUCUUAGCAUUUGGGUAGACUCCACAUCCCUCUGUCCCUCCCUGGAGAGAAUAUUCUUGGACAUUAUGAUGCCAGUUGUGGAAAACAAUGAAAGUACCAAAUUGUAACUGAAAGCUACUCUUUUUUAUUUUUUAUUUUUUGUGUUACGCAGUGUUGAAUGAACUAAUGUUUAAUGACACGCAUUGUUUGUAUUUAGCAUCUUUGAUGUGUCUAAUGUACAUCAAUGGGCCCCUAUCAAGAGCAUUAAAGGAGUGUAAAGCUGUUCCUCUAGAGCUCAGCACAGUCACACUGGAGUGACACUGCAGUUACCAUGGUCCCCUUGUUUGUCCCCUGCUGCUCCCAGGCCAGAGGAGGGAGAGGCUCUGGUGUCUUUACCUCAGUGCUGCCUUCCUGUUCACCCAGCCUAGCCGGACCCACUUCUGCACCUGAGGCAGUAGCUGUCAAGAGGUACCUUGAGAGGUAGCAGGUUAGAAGGUCAGGGCUCUAGUGAACCCUCUGCGCUCACUCGUGAUGGAAUGUUGUGAGGCCAUUCCUUGGUCUUCAGAGGAGUAAAGAAGAUCCAUUAACAGCUGAUAUAUGGGUACCGAUUUAAUGCUUUUUAAAAGCAAAGACAAAAUGGUUUGUCUGUGCCACGAGACACUAUGAUAAAGGCCUGAGUAGGCCUUCAUACGUGUUCUUAUAAGUAAAUAAACUUUCAUGCCUAUGCAAAUGUAUAGCACCGGGGUAAAGAUUACAGGGUCUUAUGAGUGUGUUUUCCCCUAUCAAAUAUAAAAUCUCAGAAAAUGUUCCCCCUGAAAAUCCCAUGACUAAUCACGAAUUAUUCUCAUCUAAACACAUUUUUCAGACAUAACUCUGUGUUAAAACUGAAAUUAAAGCAGCAGAUGGGCUCUGGGAGAUGUGUCAGAUUGUGAAGAAAUGGCAUAUGGGAAUAUCCCAGUGGGACAUCGUGUGGCAUUUCACACACUUCUUCCACAGUGUACAUGGCCUCCGUUGCACACACAUUUGAAAACUCCACACUCAACAAAUAGAUGUGUCAGAUGAUUUAUUCCUUGUCUCUGGGGCAGAUUUUCAUUGAAUGCCUCAACUCAUCUCAUUACUUUCUCUUAAGAAAAGAAUAAAUCCUCCUGGUGUAGCACUAAAUUUUCUUGUUUUUAAAAAUAAGCUUCCCUUCUUGAGUAUUUCUCUAACUUGGAAGACCAUUUUCUUUCUGCUGGGAAGGAGGGUGCAAAUGUUUCAAGAAGUUGUUGCUAAACUUGAUAAUGCUUUCUGAAUGGCCUCCAGUCUGGUCUGUAUCAGUUUGAUAUUGUAACCCCAAGUCAGAAUUCUCGUGUUUGAAACAAGACAAUAUUUUGACAUUACUAUUGCCUUUUUAAAGCUUCAUUUUUUACUUCCUUGUUCUCUUCAAAUUUCCAUCCCCAACCACCAGGCAUUUGCUCUUAUUUAGCUAGACAAUUGGAACAAUUGCUUAGGAAUGCCACAGCUAUAUUCUGGUUUUCACCUCCAGUGAUGUGACUUCUUUUCUGAAGGUGCAUUGUUGCUACUCCUGGUACAGUGCAUGCCAUAUUAUAUUCCAGGCCUCUUGUUAGCACACACACACACACACACACACACACACACACACACACACACACACACACACACGAUAUGCAGAGAACCUGCCACCCUCUUUGUGACCCCCUUUUCAGAGUAGAUCUGCUCUACCUGGGGACUCUUUGUCUGUGGUUAGACUGCAACCUGUGGGUUAUGUUUUAAAUUCCAGACUGGCAAUUUCAUUUCCUUCCCUCCUCCCUGCUUCAUUCCUCCCUCUAACCCUUAUUGCCUUCCUUUAUUCCUUCAUUCUUCCUUGCUUCCUUUUGCCCUUUAAUACAAGAAACACAUGAAGGAAUUCAUAUUUUUAAGCUACAUCUGGCUGAACCUGUUGUCAAAUGACAUUAAUCAGCUUAUUUUCUAGAGAUUGGGUUCACGCUUGGCUGGUUUUCAUUAGGAAACUGGCUUCAGUUGUAUGCUUGCAUACUUUGGGAGUUGGUCCUGAUGUUUUUUAGAGUUCUCUCUCUGAUUAGACCAUCGUCAAUCCUGCUAUGUGCUGACAUUCUGCAGAAUCUUUGCCCACUGCACAUACUGAGACAUUUCCAAAUACCCUGGGGACUUUCUUGGAACUGGGGCCUCUGUUGCCACUGACUGAACUAUUUGAGUUCUAAGGAACUCUGGGACAUUGGGUGAGACUAAGCUACACACACACACACAAGCUUUUGUCGUCAUAGUUCAAGGCUUUUUCUUCAAAACUUCCCAAUGCAAGCAAGGCAUCUUUAUGUCUCUGCCCCUUAAAACUUACUGGUGGUAUCCAAGCAUCCCUGGUCCUCUUGGAUACAUCAACACACAUGUUAAAGAAGAUUCUACCGAGAAUUGACGUUGACCUUUCGGUAAAGGAAUUGAAGAUAAGCCAUAAUUAGUAAAUAUUUGUGAGGGCAUAUGCCAUUGAGAUGCCUCUGUCACUAGGAAGGGUCAAUUAACAUAGUUAGGUGUGAAUGCUGUUGACUCACAGGCGAUACUGAAGAAAAGACAAACAGUUGUGGUAUGUGAGAUGAAAAGGUGAGGGUUAUAUUACUCUCUACUGAAUACACUUCAUAGGCCCUGAACAGGAUCUGGCCCACAACCAACUACUAUGAUCCUGACAUCUGGACUCUUCUAUAAUCAUAUUUUCUGGGUGCAUGAGUCUUAGUCAAGGGUUAUCUACAAAGGGAUGAAAAUGACCCAGUUUGACACAGCUGUCAGCAAAUGUUCCACAGGAAUCUUGCCUUCAAUACUGUGGACAAUUUUUCAUCAAAGAGGAUUUCGCCUAAGGGAUACGUUAUUGUAUGAUUGGAUAGCCCAAGAGAUGUUACUAUAAAGAUGCAUCAGGUUUGCAUUUGCUCAUUUCGUCUAAAUACAGCCUACUGGUAUAUGAAUAUGUGUAUAUACUCACGUUUCUUUGCUGAAUUUUCUUGCUUUUAGAAUAAGCCACAAAUAAUUCCCAAUAGGUCAAGCCAAAUUCCUUAUCAAUUUUUCCACAGGGUCAUCAACUUUUUUAACCUUGAUGUAACCUAAACUCUCCAGUGAGUCCUUCAUGUCUUAAGUCACAUUUUGGAGUCCACUAAGUUCAGCACUACUGUCUCAAAAGACAAUUUGGGAUCCCCAACCAGAAAUUCCAGAUACCAUUUACCAAUGGGUGAUAUAGUGAACUCUGUCAGCAUCAGCUCAAACUCCUUUUCAAGUGACAGGCUAUGUCUGAGUCUUGAGGCCCAUGGAGGUUUCAAAACAGUAAACAUAGAUCAACUCCUUUGCAAACUCUGCUGUUUUACUGGAGCCUAAAGAUGGUAUUGAACAUGCCCAGCUCACCCAUUCAUUCCUGUACCUUCACUACUUCAUGGAGCAUCUAGAACCUUAUGUUGACACAUCAUUGUCAAUCUCUCAAAACCUGUUAUUAGCCAUGGGUAUUUGAUAUUAUCUACUAUCAAACACUAGGACAUCCUGAGUGCUCUGCUUUUUUGAGAAAUGCAUGUGAGAUGGGAAAACCUAAGUUAAUGUUCUUGCUGACCUAAGAGACAUACCAUAGGGAAUACUGUGUGAGAGAUUAAUGCCCAGAGCCCAGAAAUCAUUUGUCUCUCCAGCUUAUCUUUUCAGCUGUUAUCAUUAAUUUAAAUGAUGUAAGGAGAUUCCACAGCUCUAUAAAUACUAAGCUGAGGCCUUCAGGUUGUGUCUAUGAAUAAUCCCAUGAAAGGAAGGAAAUGUGUUAUUUUCCAGUUUGUUGCAGUUCCCUUUGGGAAACUGAAACCCAGUGGAUAAUACAUAGUUUGAAACCAUUGACAGAAGUUGCAAAAGUCACACUUCCUUGUGAAUGUAUAUUGAAGUUGCAUUCACAUUGUAAUGUUACAUUAUCAGAAUUUUGAUGCAUGUUACUGAAGCAUCAUUGAUGGAAACAAGUCUCCUAAAACAGAAUGUGCAAAGAAUGUGCAGUCUCCCAAGCACCAAUCUGGAGCCUGGCACAAAUAGUAUAGUUCAUAAUGAGAUCCCAGCCACAAAACAUGAUCUUCUGCCAUUUAAACUUAUUUUCCAUGACCAGACCUUAUAUCAGCUCUGCCCCCAAGCAGACAUGCUUCACUGAGAAAAAUUGACUAAACUAAUCAAGGAUACUCUUGGAUCAGAAAGAGAAAGUCAGAGAUGGAAAUCACUAAAAUGUAAGCUGGGCAGGAAAAUCUCCAUCCCUUCAUAAUCAGUCAAGAACCUAAGACUGAUAGGCCAAACAUAAUCCUUAUCUUUCCCAGCUUUUUGGUAAUUUAAUACCAGAUGGUUCCAAUGUUAGAUAAAUGCAAGCAAAAAGCUAAGCCUGGGCUGUGAUAAGCAGAAACUGUUCUUCCAUCACGACAUUAAAGGAGGUCUGUUAUCUGCAGGAGGUGAUUGACUUUCCUUACAAAGUUGCCAGUGCCUUUUGUAAGCUCUGCACUGUUGUUUCUCCUGGUUAUUGAUCGUUCCAAUCAGAAGCUGAGGGUUUGUUGUAUACACUUUGAGGAAAACUACUUGUGUGUGUCUUUGAACUUAGGAACAGAAAAUGAGAGAGAAAUGUUUCAUGUUCCGGUGUGGUUUUGCUCUCCGAACAGGAACAAGGGUGUGUCCCGAUGAGGGGACCCUAUUCCAGUCUGCAAAAACAAACAAACAAACAAACAAACAUUGCUUUAAUUUUUAAAUCUUCAUGGAAACAUGCUAGAUCCUGUCCUUUGAUAAGAAAGUCCACUUGGUGUGUGUAGAAGUCAAGGUUUGUUUCUGUUGCCCUUCGGGAGGGUAACAGGUACAAGGGAAACAGAUGCAGGUUACCAACAGUGACACAGAAUGUGGAAUGAGAACCAACCAGAAUGUCCUGUGGGUUGUUUUGUCUUAUUUUGCAACUCCAGUAUCUGAACUGCUUGAUAAAUUAAUAAAAUUGAUACCUUCUACUUGGUUUAAAAUGUUAUCAGUGUCUUCUAUGUUAAAGCCAACCACUCAUCUCUUACACCAUCACUGUGGACUAACAUCCAGCUUCAAGGUCUGCUGCUUCAAAAGAUGCGCGGUGAAAGCCUCCAACCACCGACUCACCAGAAUGCUCACCUCAUCUGUCUGUAAGACACACCGGUUUGUCCCAGUGUAAGAUUCUGCAAAACAUAGGACCAAACGUGUGCUACCCCAUUUGGUUCGAUUUUAUACCUGCUAUGCCUCCUUGUCUGUUUCGUGAUACAAAAUAAACUGUUUGGGAUUGUUUCAUUUCCCAUUCAUUUAAAUUUCUCCUAGGCCAACUUCAGCCUUUGGUAAACUUGCAGACUGUUACCAAUCUUAAAAUUUAAACUUCAAAGGUAAUAUGUAUUAGCUACUACAGAGCCAUUUCAAGAGUGAAGUAGCUCUGCAUUCCUCGGUCAGUUCCCUAACAGAAAGCAGCCACUUGGGUAUGUGUGGGAAUGCACCUGGGUUAUUUUCUGCCUCAGACAUUGGGCAGUCCAUGCUAUUCGGUCUUUAUGUCUGGCUGUCAGUUUUUCUCCUGAACGCUCAGUAGAGUAUGCAUUGGUAGUUUUCUGUGAUCAUCAUCAUUUUGUUUCACUCGUUAAUGCACUGGUUUUAUGUUCUUCCUUGCCUCAAAUUGUUGCUUAUGAUACCUGGCAGAUAUCUUGUUUUCAGAAAUCAGUUUAAGACCCUAAUUGUGUCAACCCAGGCAGGAAACGCAUUCUGUCUAUCACUGAACCAAUUAUGGAAGUUCCGAAAAGAGGCAGGCAGGGGCACUUCCCAAACAAUUAGCCAAAACCAACUCACACCUGUCUAACCAAACAUAUUAAUGAGGUGAAACUUGCACUUAUUAUAAAAGUGAAAAUGUCAUCUUGUAUGACUGCCCUAGGCGCAUUCCCAGCAUCUAUGUCUCCACUUUCUUCAUCUCUUUUAACAAUGAAGUCGUGAAAUGGUCCUACAUAUUGCCAAGAGCACAACACUGCUCCCUUCCUAGAACCUCCUCCCAAUCCCACUCUGCCAACAUUUUGUGGAAACUAAGAGAGUCGUAAUUAUGUACAGAUAAAUUGUAUUAUAUUUUUUGUACUUAAUGUUUUGUGUAAAUAGUUUGCUUCAUUCAGUUGUAUGUGAGUAUUGAAAUAAACUCUGCCAUUUAGGAAACAA
This is a messenger RNA of Mesocricetus auratus (golden hamster), 10831 nucleotides long. It is a transcript of the gene Sema5a, whose product is annotated as semaphorin 5A. NCBI's taxonomy places the organism in Eukaryota, Metazoa, Chordata, Mammalia, Rodentia, Cricetidae. Gene Ontology annotation, molecular function: chemorepellent activity; semaphorin receptor binding. The transcript is spliced from 23 exons. The coding region runs from base 661 to 3885 and encodes 1074 amino acids. Gene Ontology annotation, biological process: semaphorin-plexin signaling pathway; axon extension; negative regulation of axon extension involved in axon guidance. The record is from RefSeq and is a predicted model, not a curated record.